AGGGCGACUGGUCAGGAGGGAGGCGACCAAAGGAGGCCAGGCAGGGGCUUUGGCUUCCCUGGGGUCUGAUUGGAGGUUGGCCCGAUGAGUCGGAGCUGGGGGCGCGCCCAUCUCCACUGGCUUGGGCGACUGCCGCUGGCUCAGCCCCUCCCCGGAGCCGCUUUGUCCCGGGUGACAGCGGUGGAGGUUGCGGGAGCACCAGCUGGAGGCACAGCCCGGGUGACCCGGCGACCCGGAGAGCGAGAGGCGGCGCUCAGUGCGCACGGCUCCACGCCCAGGCCCGCGGGCACCGCGCUCGCCCCUGCCGUCAGGUGAGCAGGCAGAGCCGCGCCCGCAGCCUGCUGCCCCGAGGACCCCCGAGCCGCUGCCGCUGUCACUGCCGCCACAGCGGCGCAUCGCAGACGUCCUGCAGGGAUGAGGGGAGACGCCUACUUCAUUGGAAUGAGGAGCCUGGGGCAGCAGACAUCCAUCCCUGAAGACGGGGGACUUUUCUUCCUCUGUUGCAUAGACAGAGACUGGGCUGUCACUCAGUGUUUUGCUGAAGAGGCCUUCCAAGCACUCACUGACUUCAAUGAUCUCCCCAACUCAUUGUUUGCCUGCAAUGUUCACCAGUCUGUGUUUGAAGAAGAAGAGAGCAAGGAAAAAUUCGAAGGACUGUUCCGGACCUAUGAUGAAUGUGUGACGUUCCAGCUGUUUAAGAGUUUCCGACGGGUUCGAAUAAAUUUCAGCCACCCCAAAUCUGCAGCCCGUGCCCGGAUAGAGCUUCAUGAGACCCAGUUCAGAGGGAAGAAGCUAAAACUCUACUUUGCCCAGGUCCAGACCCCAGAGACAGAUGGAGACAAACUGCAUUUGGCACCCCCACAGCCUGCCAAACAGUUCCUCAUCUCACCCCCUUCAUCUCCUCCUGUUGGCUGGAAGCCUAUCAGCGAUGCCACACCAGUCCUCAACUAUGACCUCCUUUAUGCCGUGGCCAAACUAGGACCAGGAGAAAAGUAUGAGCUGCAUGCGGGGACCGAGUCUACACCAAGCGUCGUCGUGCACGUGUGCGACAGUGACAUGGAGGAAGAGGAGGAUCCAAAAACUUCCCCAAAGCCAAAAAUCAUCCAGACCCGGCGUCCCGGCCUGCCACCUUCCGUGUCCAACUGAGCAUGUCCAUGAUAACAUGCAUCUCCUCUUAUCAUGCUUUUCCCCCUUGUUGUUUGUCCAAAAAGUUAAUUGCCUUUAAGUCCCUGGGUGUUUGGUUGUUUGCGAAUCCUUCCUUGUAAUUAAGCCUCUCGGACAAAAGGGCUAGGAAAAGGUGAUAUGUCUCCCAACCAACUCAUACCCAUUAACUACAAUCCGUCAUUUAGAAAGUUCUAAACAAAGGGUAGUAUUUUCUUAUUGAACAAUCAGUACAGCCUAUAUCUCUGUUCUCUCAUGUUGAUCCAAGCCAGAGACAUUAGUAAUGAAUAGUCUUUAUGUUGUUUGUGAGCUGCUCCAGUUCAGUUCUUGUGUAUGUGUGUGUGUGUGUGUGUGUGUGUGUGUGUGUGUGUGUGGUGUGAUGUUUUUUUUCUUUUUUUUUCCUGGCCACUUAUAUAGGACCAUAAGUAAACUUGGCUUUGACUGCAUGAGAUCCCCCUAUCUGGUCUCACCCAGUCCUCUGCAUCCCGACAUUCCCAGGACAUGCACGAUCACCAGCAUUUAUUUUGAUGAUUUGAGGAUAUGCCCCAACUUGUGGUAUCCCAGCCCUGUCCUGUAUAGACAAGGGGCAUCCGCAGCACCCUUCUGCUCAAUAAGUCUGGGAAUCAUUAUUAGUUUGAGUCAAUACAUCAUAGAACUCUGUCCAAAUUCCUGGAGGUAAAAUUGAGCCUGGCCCCAAAGAUAUUCCUCAAUAGAUUCUGAACACCACUACCACGUAGGACUACCUGGUGUUACUGGGGAGGCUUGUCCAAGUGACAGAGACAAACCUAUUUAUUUCAGACAAACUUAUUUAUUAUAAAAGUCUCAUAGUGUCUGAACGAUUAUCCACCACUCCUUUGUAUAUUUGUACAGAUGUUUGAGCUGUGCUUUUAAAAUUCUGGAUGUUUUUUAUUUAGUGGUUGUUCAACCAUUAGCUGCUUAAUGACAUCAUACCUGUGUUGCUUCUGAAUGCAUUCUGAUUCUAAUAUAGAUGAUCUGAUACUAUUAUGCUCUAUUACGGUUCCUGCUAAGUUGCAAAAGGGUAUGGCAAUGUCUCAUGCCAAUAGAUAACUGAUUAGUCAACCUGUUUGUUAUCCAGACCACCUGUUUUCAAACAAAGAUCCAAGUAUCAGUUAAUAAGCAACUUGGGUGACACUAAAUCCCAGAACGUAUACAGCUGAGCAUUUCAGAGCACAAAGGAUGAUGGGUAAAUGGAUGCCCCUCCCAUUCAUCCAGUGCCCAUGUGCUCCACAGUUCCUUGUUUUUUGUUACGUGUGACUUUUGUAUUUCUCUAGCCCAAAGUGCAUUACAGAAGAUACACCUGCAGAACCAUACUUUCUGCUCCAUGUGUCAAAGCCUCAUCUAUUCCUGUUCAUUAACUAUUAACUUUGGAUGCAAAUACCACUCACCACACAACAGGCAGGGACUUUCAUGGCCUAAGCCUCAGAAUAAUACACAAGAACACUAACACAGCCACCUGAUGGGGGGAAUUAUUGUGGUUUUUUGAUUAAGGUGUAUGUUAGUUAGUUUCAGCAGAAACUUAAACCUAGACUGAUCACUCAGAAAAUUAAAGUCCGUUCUACUGUGAAAUUUAGCAAUAUAGUGCCGGACACGGUACAGUACGGUUGAGACGGAGGACAGUAUUGCUUGUGGAAUCCUGAGUUUCCACGGGGAAAACAAGUCUCCUUUUCAAAAUCAGAUCUGAGGAGUAUACAAUAAGCAAAGGCUUUGACUUUCCUUUGUUGUGGAAGGUUUUGGGUUUUUUUCAAUUGGCUACAGAAAGACUACAAAUAGUGGCGAGAUGAUGCCCUCUGGUGGCAGAAGCAUUGAACUCCGUUGUAUAGAUGGAUUGAUUACAACACUCCACAUUAGCUUUCAGGAUGCAGGUUCUAAGAGAGAGAGGAAAAAAAAAUCUAAAGGAGAGAAAGCCUUAGAAAUAAUUUGUGCUUCCAAACAGUGAUAGGAGAAAUUUCUAAUUUAGUAAAAGUUGGCAUGCAUAGGCAUUAAGAACUCAGUGUUAUAGAUGGCCCAGGUGAUUAGUCUUAGUAAACUGUAUUGCCAUAUGUCGAUGUUAACCUGCUGCAGAUCAAGGGAUUCUCGCUCUAGGUUGAGCAUGGGGAAGAGAGAGGGGGAGCUUUCCCCAGAAGGAAUGGGGAAGCCAUGGAACCUCCCAGCACUGAGAAAGUCGCCUCAACACUUCCAUGACGCUCAUUAUGCAAACCUCUUUAGCGCUCUUUUAAGUUUGAAAUGUUUUAAAUGGAGGGGAAGGGGAAGGUUUCCACCAACUGAAUCAUUUGUGCACGUGUACAGCUCAAAGAGCUUAGAGUUCAAAUAUAUCUGGUGAAUGAA
Messenger RNA from Arvicanthis niloticus (Nile rat), 3507 nucleotides. RefSeq names its product regulator of calcineurin 2 (gene Rcan2). Gene Ontology annotation, cellular component: cytoplasm; nucleus. Lineage: Eukaryota; Metazoa; Chordata; Mammalia; Rodentia; Muridae. Gene Ontology annotation, biological process: calcium-mediated signaling. Gene Ontology annotation, molecular function: nucleic acid binding; calcium-dependent protein serine/threonine phosphatase regulator activity. The record is from RefSeq and is a predicted model, not a curated record.